Messenger RNA from Cucumis sativus (cucumber), 972 nucleotides. RefSeq names its product transcription factor TCP7. Gene Ontology annotation, cellular component: nucleus. Gene Ontology annotation, molecular function: sequence-specific DNA binding; DNA-binding transcription factor activity. Lineage: Eukaryota; Viridiplantae; Streptophyta; Magnoliopsida; Cucurbitales; Cucurbitaceae. The record is from RefSeq and is a predicted model, not a curated record. The transcript has a single exon. The coding region runs from base 237 to 797 and encodes 186 amino acids.
UUAAGUUUUUCAUACUACAUUACUCCAAAAUCAAAAUUCUAGAAAAUGUAUGGCCAAGAAUUUGUACAAAAAAACUCGGAUUUUUUAAGAAAUGCAUUAACAUAAAACAAUUAUAAAUCUUUUGAUUAUCGCUAGCACGUGCGCUCACACACACGCAUAUGCCGAUUUAUAUAUAAACCCUAAAAGGACAGUUGAUUUGAUCAUAAUGUAUUUGGAAUACUUCUCUAAAAGGAAUCAUGGGUUCAAAACACAUGAGAGUAAAAAGGCCUACAUCUAACUCUCCAAGGAAUGCACCAAAACCCAAUUCACCAAUUGCCUCAGAGUCUAAGCUCAUCCCUUCCAAAGCUCCAAAAGAUCGCCAUGCCAAGGUUCAUGGGCGGGAUCGACGUAUCCGCCUUCCACCAUUGUGUGCUGCUCGUGUGUUUCAGCUAACUCGUGAGCUCGGAAACAAAACAGAUGGUCAGACGGUAGAGUGGCUGUUGAAGAAGGCUGAACCAUCCAUUAUUGCCUUAACUGGUAAAAAUAUUGCUUCUGCUACUCUAGAUUUGCCUGGCUGCAGCAAGCCUUGUGAUCCAUCUUCAUCAAACACUAAUUCUACUACUACAAGUUAUUUUGAAGAAGAAACCCUUGGUGGAAACAACUAUGCAUUCCCAAUGGUUAAUGAAUGCAUACCUUUGCCAAACUAUGAAUUCGAUUUGGUCUCGGAUUUUGAUAUGGAACUUUUUGCUCAUCACAUUGCUACACUUCAAGAAGUGGCAGAAAACUCUGAGCAAGAAACCGAGGAUGACGAUGACUGAAGAUUUAGAUUAAUGGCAGUUUAUGACAUGUAAUCGAAAUAAAUAAUGGUAUCUCUCUCUAUAUGGCCAAGAUGAUAGAUAUGGAGAAGUAUGAACGUUAUAUUUGCAAGUGAAAAAGGAAAGUAACUAAUAAUCAAAGAAUGAAAGAAAACUUGUUAUGUUCUUUGUUAAAAAA